Penicillium alfredii is the source of this 549-nucleotide messenger RNA. RefSeq lists its product as uncharacterized. NCBI's taxonomy places the organism in Eukaryota, Fungi, Ascomycota, Eurotiomycetes, Eurotiales, Aspergillaceae. The record is from RefSeq and is a predicted model, not a curated record. The transcript has a single exon. Bases 1 to 549 code for a protein of 182 amino acids.
AUGGGGAAAAGGCACUAUCAAUUGAAACCCCAUCAUUUAAGGCGCCUUGUUACCCAUAUCGAAAAGGGCGGCAUUUUAGAUGGCCACGCAGAUGUCCCAGAAGCUGUGCGUGAACAUAUAUAUAUAGAGGAGCAGCAAAAGCUCGAGAAAAAAAGUCGCCAAGGUGUUGGAAACAUCAUGCCCUACCCUCCAAUCAAUAUUAAUGUCCUGCCAUCGCAAGCUUCCACAUCUGGGAUAGAUGGUUCACUCCCCAAGGUAUCAAUGGACCCAAUGGAUAUCCCGCUUGAGAUUCUUGGACUUAGAGAUGAAGCAGUGAAGAAAUAUGUCGAGUGGCAUAUGCCCAAUGAGACCAAUGAGACCCUCAAGGCUGGAUACCGACAAAUCUGCAAUGUGAUGCUCGAGAAUGGACUUGACCUUGAGCAGAUCUACAAAGACCAAGACCCGGCCUUUUUCAUCAAGAAGGGGGUCCAGUUAGGUGUUGCUCGACUUUUUGUGGACGACAUUCAGGACUGGGCUGAGAAGGCAGUCCGAAUCCACAACAUAGUGUAG